Messenger RNA from Macrosiphum euphorbiae (potato aphid), 297 nucleotides. The record is from the annotation of a GenBank genome assembly. NCBI's taxonomy places the organism in Eukaryota, Metazoa, Arthropoda, Insecta, Hemiptera, Aphididae.
AUGCUGAUUCUGUCGCUGCUAUUGCUAGUUGACACCUGUAAGAUUCGAACGGCUUGUACGUUUGUCAAGUGUGAAGUGAGGAAUGAACGAUUCGUCUACAAAUGGCGGAUGCGGCGGAACAGCACAAAACGCACCGGAACAGUGCGGCCAACUUGGCAGGUCAUGGUGCCGAUUACUGCGAUAGAUGAACGGACCACGACCGAAACACCCAUGGCAUUGCCACUACCGCUAGACAUAUUAUGCCGCUUGACCAACGGUAGCGGCGGCGGCGGACGGCGGCAACAAAAUUUAAAAUAA